GUCGCGCGCGCUCUUGACUAACCUAACUAAGCUGCUUAGGCAUCCGUCAGUUCUAAUUUUAGAAUAUCUGAGAACUUGUUUUUAAACGCUCGACGCUUUCAAUGAGAAUCACAAUGCGCUCUUGUGGUCCCAGCUUGAUUAAAUAUAUUCUAUUUGCAUUCAAUGUGCUAUUUGCGCUUUCCGGCCUGGGCAUAUUGAUAGCAGGUGCCGUUGUGCUGUCCGAUGUGAGUGAGUUUAAUCAUUUUGUGGAGGGACGUGUGCUGGCGCCUCCAAUUGUGCUCAUCAUCACCGGCUUGGUCAUAUUUCUGAUUGCUUCCCUUGGCUGCUUUGGUGCCAUCAAGGAGUCGCCCACUCUGCUGCUAACCUAUGCAGUGCUGCUGGCCAUAAUCUUCAUCGUUGAGCUGGCGGUGGGCAUUGCGGCCAGCGUGUUUAAGAAGGAUCUGGAGGGCAUGCUGAAGAACUCACUGAUGGAGUCCAUUAAGCGCUCCAAUGCUGAGGACAAUCAGGCCUGGGACAAUGUGCAACGCAAGUUGAUGUGCUGCGGCGUGGACACGCCCGCAGAUUGGCGUGAGCAUAGCCUCAAUCAUACGCUGCCCGCGAGCUGCUGUCAGCCGCAGUAUAUUGAGGCGAGCAUUGGUCACUGCAAGGAGUCGCCCGCUCUGGGCAAGGACAAAUACUUUCAGGAGGGGUGUGUGGGCAAACUUAAGGCGCGCAUUGAUAAGAACGCAGUUGUUCUAAUUGGUGUGGGCAUUGGCAUUGCUUUCAUACAACUGCUGGGCAUAGCCUUGGCUUGUUAUCUGGCAAGUGCUAUAAGGCAAAUGCGGCAGGCUAAUUAAAUUCCACACUUAUCAAUCAGUUGUAACUAUUUCUAGCUCCUAUGAGAUUUGCUCCUAAAAGUAGACUUUGAUUUAAUCUCAAGUUAAAGAAACGCAACAAUUCAUUGAGUUUUCUAACAAGCAAAACCAAGUCCACCUGUUAAGAAUUUAUAAACAAUUGUCAAAAGCUUUGCAGUCCUUCAUUUACUAUAAAUAAAUCUAGCAAAAGUUAUUAGCCCAAUAAUAGCAACCAUAAGAUCACUGAUCAAUGAAAAUGAUAAUUUUCAUUUUAAAGCUGAGCUAAUAUAAGAAAUUUAAUUAAAUUGGAGCAUCGAAAUAAACAACGAU
Messenger RNA from Drosophila busckii, 1163 nucleotides. RefSeq names its product 23 kDa integral membrane protein. Lineage: Eukaryota; Metazoa; Arthropoda; Insecta; Diptera; Drosophilidae. Gene Ontology annotation, cellular component: membrane. Bases 102 to 836 code for a protein of 244 amino acids. The record is from RefSeq and is a predicted model, not a curated record. The transcript has 3 exons.